AUAAUUGUAAGAACGAACUUUGAAGCAGAGAAAGAAAGGAUCGAAAUAGAAAUGCAUUCGUAUUGCAUUGUGUGAACAAAAACAACACAAAAUUCAUUCAUAACAAAUGCAACAUCAAUCUUCAAACCCUAAUCCCAAUUCAAAUCCAAAUCGACACAAUGCAUCUCAAUUACCACCACCCCCACCACCUUCCACGGCGGCAGCAACCACCGCCAAACCCUCACUCUUCCCACGCACCACCAACGUCCCUUCCCACCACCGUCGAGCACACUCCGAUCUCACAUUCCGCUUACCUGACGACAUGAUGGACCUCUCCCCGUCCGAUCCAUUCACCGGCGGAUCAUCAACGGCGAGCCUCGAUGAGAUCGGAUCCGAAGAUGACUUGUUCUCGACGUACAUUGACAUGGAUAAGCUUGGAGAUGGUGGAGCAGAUCCGGGUGGAAACGAUGAGGGGGAGAAGAAUCCGGUGAGGUCGAGGCAUCGGCAUAGUAAUUCGGUUGAUGGGUCGAGUUCGUUUGGGGAGAUUAUGGAUGGGAAGAAAGCUAUGCCUCCUGAUAAAUUGGCUGAGCUUUGGUCUGUUGAUCCUAAGCGUGCCAAAAGAAUACUUGCUAAUCGACAAUCUGCUGCUCGUUCAAAAGAGAGAAAGGCCCGCUAUAUACAUGAACUAGAGCGCAAAGUUCAAACCCUACAGACUGAAGCUACAACUCUUUCUGCUCAACUGACACUAUAUCAGCGAGACACGACAGGUCUGAGUACUGAAAAUACAGAGCUUAAGCUCCGUCUGCAAGCCAUGGAGCAACAAGCACAUCUCCGUGAUGCUCUUAAUGAUGCAUUGAAGAAAGAAGUUGAGAGAUUGAAGGUUGCUACUGGAGAUAUAAUGAGCCACACUGAAUCUUUUAAUCUCGGUAUGCACCAAAUGCAAUUUACAGAAUCAGAUUACGCUCCAAUUCCACCACAAGGGCCUUCUGGUCACCGGAACAUCCGGUUGCCAUUAUUUGGUCACUCCCCAUCUAGCAUGCCAUCUCAUCAACUGCACCAAACCAAUUCUCAUUCAUAUUCAGAAUUAUUACAAAAUGACCAGAUUGGUCGUUUUCAGGGGCUUGACAUUAGUAGCAAAGGAACAGCUGUUGUAAAGUCCGAAGAUCCUUCUCUUUCUGCAAGUGAGAGUAGCACUACAUUUUGAGUUUGACAGAACCCGCUUGACCUGCUAACUUAUCCUUGCCAUUCAUUGUUUGUAGCGUUGACCUCCAGUCAACACAUGUACUUCAGGAAGUAUUCGAUUCAUAUUGAGAAUUAAUUCUUAAUUAUUUGUUCUUUGGGUGCUCGCCAAAAAGGGGAAGCACCUGUAGGGUUUUGAUGUGAAGUUCAUUCUCGUUGUAUCAUUGUAUUUUGGGGUGUAUGUAUUCCCCUCUGUUCAUUUGUAUCAUUAUGUACUUGUAGCAUGUAAACUAUUAUGAUUUAUUGUUGUAUUUCACUUCAUUGACACUCCAAUUGAUGGACUGGAGUUCUUCUAUAAUGUAUAAGUACUAAGUUUUAGAUUUAUUCAUAGUUGUACAAUCAAUUGUUUGGGUUACCUCCUAUAUUA
This is a messenger RNA of Medicago truncatula (barrel medic), 1585 nucleotides long. Its product is annotated as transcription factor RF2b. Gene Ontology annotation, biological process: regulation of DNA-templated transcription. Lineage: Eukaryota; Viridiplantae; Streptophyta; Magnoliopsida; Fabales; Fabaceae. The record is from RefSeq and is a predicted model, not a curated record. The transcript has 4 exons. The coding region runs from base 107 to 1183 and encodes 358 amino acids. Gene Ontology annotation, molecular function: DNA-binding transcription factor activity. Gene Ontology annotation, cellular component: nucleus.